CCCUCCCUCGGCAACAGAGUCAGUCAGAUUCUGAACCCGGGGGCCAUACCCUAAAUCAACGGCAAUGUCUCCCAACUCGACUCUCACCAUUCCUUGCCUCUCUUCUAUAAAUAACCAACCUUUUCUUUCCAUGGCUUCUCAUUCGCAGUUCAUUCAACACCUUCCGCACAUUUACACACAAACCAACAUGUCAGUUCAUUCCUGGGUUUCUGAACACAAGCUUGCUUCCAUUGGGGCAUUAUGGGCCACAGGAAUAGGGGCAUCCUUCCUGGCUAACUCUCGCAAAGCCUCUGCUAUGAAACCUAGUCUCAGGCUUAUUCAUGCCAGGAUGCAUGCUCAGGCAUUAACACUGGCUGUGCUCUCCGGCGCCGCCGCUUGUCACUACUAUGACAAUCGUCUUUCUUCUGAUGCUCAGCCCCAAAAACCACAGGUGGAGACUGCUCGUUCCGAUAUCAGAGAGGUGGUCGAAUGGGAGCUUCUUUCUCCUUUCUAAUAAUUUCUUUCAUAAGUGAUUUUAUGUAUCGGUGUUGCUUUAAUUUUGUUAUCUUAUCACUCCAAGUUAUCGCCAUCAGUCUGCAUGGACUAUGGAUAUGUAGUGAUAACCCACUUUAUAAUGUAGAUACAAUUUUCUCUCACCUUCCUGCUUCCCUCUUCUUCAGCUUUCUAAAGCAUAAUUAUCUCAUUGGAAA
Messenger RNA from Neltuma alba, 689 nucleotides. RefSeq lists its product as uncharacterized. The coding region runs from base 65 to 493 and encodes 142 amino acids. Gene Ontology annotation, cellular component: respiratory chain complex. NCBI's taxonomy places the organism in Eukaryota, Viridiplantae, Streptophyta, Magnoliopsida, Fabales, Fabaceae. The transcript has 3 exons. Gene Ontology annotation, biological process: mitochondrial respiratory chain complex IV assembly. The record is from RefSeq and is a predicted model, not a curated record.